AUGCCCGAGUUCUACGACGAGGCGGCGGAGCAGCAGCGUCCGACUGGUGAUGCCCUCAUCACUUCCGAGGACCCCAACCACCCGGCCAACUUGAUUCCUUCGCUGUGCGCCAAGUUCUGGACCCUCGGCUGGGUCACGGGAACCGGAGGAGGAUGCUCUAUUCGAGAUGAUGACCUAGUCUACAUUGCCCCUUCGGGCGUCCAGAAGGAGCUCAUGAAGAACACCGACAUCUAUGUCAUGGCCAUCUCUGAGCAGGACCCCAACCAUAACAAGUUGAAGCAGCGCACGUACCUGCGCUCACCCCCCUGCUACAAGCCCUCUCAGUGCACUCCUCUGUUCCUCGCGGCCUUUACCCGCCGGGGUGCUGGCUGCUGCAUCCAUACUCACUCUCAGUGGGCUGUGCUUGUCACUCUGUUGCUUGAGGCCCAGGGCCCUGGAAAGGACCGUGUCUUCGAGAUCAACAACAUUGAACAGAUCAAGGGCUUUGGACGUGGAAUGACCAAGACUGGUAACCUGGGUUAUCAUGAUACCCUUCGUAUUCCCGUGAUUGAGAACACUCCUCACGAGGAAGACUUGACCGAGUACCUUGAGGAGGCCAUGGACAAGUACCCCGAUACAUAUGCAGUCCUCGUCCGACGUCACGGUGUCUAUGUAUGGGGUGACAAUGUGCACAAGGCCAAGACCCAGUGUGAGAGUCUCGACUACCUUUUCCAGCUGGCAGUUGAGAUGAAGAAGCUCGGUCUUCCAUGGAUCAGCGAUGUCCCCCAGAUCGCUCCCCAGCGAACCUGA
This is a messenger RNA of Fusarium keratoplasticum, 789 nucleotides long. RefSeq names its product Methylthioribulose-1-phosphate dehydratase. Gene Ontology annotation, molecular function: methylthioribulose 1-phosphate dehydratase activity; metal ion binding. Gene Ontology annotation, cellular component: cytoplasm. The record is from RefSeq and is a predicted model, not a curated record. Bases 1 to 789 code for a protein of 262 amino acids. Lineage: Eukaryota; Fungi; Ascomycota; Sordariomycetes; Hypocreales; Nectriaceae. The transcript has 3 exons.